Molecule: messenger RNA, 372 nt
Organism: Trypanosoma theileri
Lineage: Eukaryota; Euglenozoa; Kinetoplastea; Trypanosomatida; Trypanosomatidae
Exons: 1
Coding region: 1-372 (123 amino acids)
Source: RefSeq, a predicted model, not a curated record
AUGAACGUUGUUUGUGGCGUUGGAGAUGCGAACAACAUUGUAUUGCGAGCAGUGCUAAUGCAAACGAACUACAAACAAACAAUACCACAGUUCUUGGUUGUGUGGGUUCUGAUACGUGUGUUGUUGUUUAUGGAGUGCCCUCAUUUGUGUGUGCGCCAAAAUAGCUGGUGGACGUCUUGUAGGCCUCUCUUUUUGCGUAUUUAUUGCUCUCUUAUGUGUGGUGUUACUUGGACCGUCUUUGGAGGUGGUGUUUGGUUUCUUCGUCGGUGUCGUGUUCGUGGAUUAACCGCGUAUUUGGAGAGGGUGGUGUUUCUUCAAGUACUUUGUUUGAAAAGUGGGGGAGGAGGUGUUACUCGUUAUCGGCGUCUGUAA